AUGACGGCUUUAUCACGUGAUUGGUUUUUCACAGAUAACCAGAAUAAUACCGGACUGGAAGCACGCAUACCGGAAGCACCGUUAUUACAUUAUAACGUCUCGCAGGUUAACAUUCUCAAUGCCCCGUAUGAUUCCUUAUCACUGGCUCAACUCUCACUGGACGAACGAAUAGAACUGGAGAAGUACGUUUGGCACUGGUAUCCAUGGCGUCGAAUCAACUAUAAGGUACUGGAGGAUGGCCGAAAAGUGGAACUGUUCUGCGACGAAGGAUCUGCUAUAGACAACUUGCCGGAUGAUAUUUUCACACAGGAGCAGCGGUUACAGGGAGCAAUUGUUCUUCAUUUCAUUGGUGCUAUUUACUUCUUCUGCAUCCUGGCUUACGUGGUGAGCGAGUACUUUCUACCGUCAAUCGAGUGUAUCUGCGAAGAUUUAAAGCUUACACAGGAUGUCGCCGCAGCAACCUUCAUGGCUAUUGCUGGAAGUAUUCCGGAUUUCUUCACAAACACGAUCAGUACGUUCAUAGCGGACUCCGAUAUGGGUCUGGGCACCGUCGUUGGAUCCCUGCUUUUCAACACGUUGGGUUGUGCUGCCUUGGCUGGCUUGGCCACUAGAAAACCUGUUCAACUCGAUUGGUGGCCCUUAACACGAGAUUCCUUGGUGUUUGCGAUGAACGUUGCAUUAUUGACUGCAUUUGCAUGGGACGGUCGUAUUUAUUGGUGGGAAGCCAUGAUUUUUGUAAUUCUGCUUGCCGUUUACUUCAUAAUCAUGUUUCAAAAUAGACCAAUAAUGAAUUUUUUCAAAAAAUAUAUCGAAGUCAAGUGGAAUUUGUGUGCACGAGUAGUUAACGAGAUUGAGAAAUGCGAACGAGCUGAAGCAGAAGAAGCAGCGCGAUGUGGUCAGAGUGUCACUGGAGACAAGCCGGUUACCGAAGCACCCAGAAAGACCCUCGAGAAGCCAGGUACUCGGAUGUCAACAGCGUCUGUCCUAUCCGAUCAAAUGGCUGAAACACCAUUGAAAGUUGGAGAAUUGCAUAUACCAUCUCGACAUACAGUGGCAGUUCCAGAUGAGUAUCCACCCAUGACCCUUUGGAAAGUUUCUCGUGAAACUUGGUUGCGCGGCUUCUGGUGGUUCUUCAGUUGGCCAAUUCGUUUCGUCCUGAUGUUUAUUGUGCCUAACCCGGUUACCAUGCGGCGUUGGUAUCCGUUGACAUUCGUUAUGUGUAUAAUAUUGAUCGGAUGUUGUUCGUUUUUUACGUUCUGGAUGAUAUCGAUUAUUGGAUAUACCUUGGGAAUUCCAGAUAUUGUCAUGGGACUGACGUUCUUAGCCAUGGGCGGUUGCAUGCCGGAAGCUCUAUCCGCAGUGGUUGUCAUAAGAUCCGGUAAUGGCUCAAUGGGCGUUUCUAAUGCCUUGGGUGCUAACUCAUUAGCGGUCCUGUUUUCGUUGGGCAUGCCUUGGUUUAUUCGGACGGUAGCUGAUGGUGGCGCUUCAACCAAUGCGUAUUAUGUGAUCGCGUCCUAUGGAAUGCAGUAUUCGAUAGUUUCGUUGCUUUUCGCAAUUGCGUUUCUCUACAUUACAAUUUACAUCGCAAUAUUUAAAUUGCGGAAGCGAGUUGGCGUUAUAUUGAUUUUUUUCUACGCCUUGUUGGUGGCAUUCAUGUUAUUGAAUGAACUUGACGUCUUCUUCCAUUCAGGUGAACAAUGUUGA
Sabethes cyaneus is the source of this 1704-nucleotide messenger RNA. Its product is annotated as sodium/potassium/calcium exchanger 3-like. The transcript has 7 exons. Bases 1 to 1704 code for a protein of 567 amino acids. Gene Ontology annotation, molecular function: calcium, potassium:sodium antiporter activity; calcium channel activity. NCBI's taxonomy places the organism in Eukaryota, Metazoa, Arthropoda, Insecta, Diptera, Culicidae. Gene Ontology annotation, cellular component: membrane. Gene Ontology annotation, biological process: calcium ion transmembrane transport; intracellular calcium ion homeostasis. The record is from RefSeq and is a predicted model, not a curated record.